Molecule: messenger RNA, 1762 nt
Organism: Mus pahari (shrew mouse)
Lineage: Eukaryota; Metazoa; Chordata; Mammalia; Rodentia; Muridae
Gene: Serbp1
Product: SERPINE1 mRNA binding protein 1
Exons: 8
Coding region: 113-1336 (407 amino acids)
Cellular component (GO): cytoplasm; nucleus
Molecular function (GO): mRNA 3'-UTR binding
Source: RefSeq, a predicted model, not a curated record
GGCGGCCCCCCUCUUUCGGCCCGGCCAUCUUGUGGGAAGAGCUGAAGCAGGCGCUUUUGGCUCGGCGCGGUCCGCUGCAAUCCGUGGAGGAACGCGCCGCCGAGCCACCAUCAUGCCUGGGCACCUACAGGAAGGCUUCGGCUGCGUGGUCACCAACCGAUUCGACCAGCUAUUUGACGACGAAUCGGACCCUUUCGAGGUACUGAAGGCAGCAGAGAACAAGAAAAAAGAAGCCGGCGGGGGCGGCGUUGGGGGCCCCGGGGCCAAGAGCGCGGCUCAGGCCGCGGCCCAGACCAACUCCAACGCGGCGGGCAAACAGUUGCGUAAAGAGUCCCAGAAAGACCGCAAGAACCCGCUGCCCGCCAGCGUCGGCGUGGCCGACAAGAAGGAGGAGACGCAGCCGCCGGUGGCGCUUAAGAAAGAAGGAAUAAGGCGAGUUGGAAGAAGACCUGAUCAACAACUUCAGGGUGAUGGAAAAGUAAUUGAUAGGAGAGCAGAAAGGCGACCACCCCGUGAAAGAAGAUUUGAAAAGCCACUUGAAGAAAAAGGUGAAGGAGGUGAAUUUUCAGUUGAUAGACCGAUUAUCGAACGGCCUAUCCGAGGCCGAGGUGGUCUUGGAAGGGGUCGAGGAGGCCGUGGACGUGGAAUGGGCCGAGGCGAUGGAUUUGAUUCUCGUGGCAAGCGUGAAUUUGAUAGGCAUAGUGGAAGUGAUAGAUCUUCUUUUUCACAUUACAGUGGCCUGAAGCAUGAGGACAAACGCGGAGGUAGCGGAUCUCACAACUGGGGAACUGUCAAAGAUGAAUUAACAGAGUCACCCAAAUACAUUCAGAAACAAAUAUCUUAUAAUUGCAGUGAUUUGGAUCAAUCAAAUGUGACUGAGGAAACACCUGAAGGUGAAGAGCACCCUGUGGCAGAUACUGAAAAUAAGGAGAACGAAGUUGAAGAGGUUAAGGAAGAGGGUCCAAAAGAGAUGACUUUGGAUGAGUGGAAAGCUAUUCAAAAUAAAGACCGAGCAAAAGUAGAAUUUAAUAUCCGAAAACCAAAUGAAGGUGCUGAUGGACAAUGGAAAAAGGGAUUUGUUCUGCAUAAAUCAAAAAGUGAAGAGGCUCAUGCUGAAGAUUCAGUUAUGGACCAUCAUUUCCGGAAGCCAGCAAAUGAUAUAACGUCUCAACUGGAGAUCAAUUUUGGAGACUUAGGCCGCCCAGGACGUGGUGGCAGAGGAGGACGUGGUGGACGUGGACGUGGUGGACGUCCAAACCGUGGCAGCAGGACUGAUAAGUCAAGUGCUUCUGCUCCUGAUGUAGAUGACCCAGAGGCAUUCCCAGCUCUGGCCUAACUGGAUGCCAUAAUACAACACUGGUUCCUUUGUGGACCCUCCUGUUCAAAGCUUUUGCAUGCUUAAGGAUCCCAAACAACUAAGAAUUAAAAAAAAACAAAAAAAAAAAGACUGUCAUUCAUACCAUUCACACCUAAAGACUGAAUUUUAUCUGUUUUGAAAACGAACUUCUCUAGCUACACAGAAGUAACAAAAUAUGUUAGUCAGUUUUGUAUUUAGAAAUGUAUUGGUAGCAGGGAUGUUUUCAUAAUUUUCAGAGAUUAUGCAUUCUUCAUGAAUACUUUUGUAUUGCUGCUUGCAAAUAUGCAUUUCCAAACUUGAAAUAUAGGUGUGAACAGUGUGUACCAGUUUAAAGCUUUCACUUCAUUUGUGUUUUUUAAUUAAGGAUUUAGAUGUUCCUUCAAUUACAAGCUGGUUUUAAAUAUU